Salvelinus fontinalis (brook trout) is the source of this 1756-nucleotide messenger RNA. Its product is annotated as E3 ubiquitin-protein ligase TRIM35-like. Gene Ontology annotation, molecular function: protein binding; zinc ion binding. The transcript has 6 exons. The record is from RefSeq and is a predicted model, not a curated record. The coding region runs from base 111 to 1628 and encodes 505 amino acids. Lineage: Eukaryota; Metazoa; Chordata; Actinopteri; Salmoniformes; Salmonidae.
CACCGAAACACUGGACCAGUUUGCCUGCAUUCCAGACAGCGUCAUCAGUCCCUAGCCCAGCCACUCUACGGUAGGUACACCAGCUCAGAACAAGCACACAUCUCUCCAUCAUGGCUGCCACCUGGACCCUGGAGGACGACAUGUCCUGCCCUGUGUGCUGCGAUGUUUUCACAGACCCUGUGGUGCUGGGCUGCAGCCACAGCUUCUGCAGGAGCUGCCUGGACAGCUACUGGAACACUCAGGUCAUCAAAAAGUGCCCCGUCUGCCGCCACCAUUCCCUAACCGACGCUCCACCCAGUAACCUGGCUCUGAGGAACAUCGUGGAGACCUUUGCGAGGGAGAGGAGCCACAAUACCACCAAGCAGGAGGAGACGAGAGAGGGGGAGAAGGAGAGCCAGGGAAGGAGGAAGUCAGGAGGGAGGAGUGGGUUGGUACGGGAUGGGGAUGAAAGGUGCGGUCUCCAUGGGAAGAGGUUGUUGUUGUUCUGUGUGGAGGACAAGGAGGCUCUGUGUGCGGUGUGUCAGACCUCCAGGAGACACAGGAGCCAUCAGCUCUGCCCUGUGGAUGAGGCUGCUCAGGAACUCAAGGAGGAAGUGAAAGCAUCUAUCAUCCCUCUGAGGAGGAAGUUGGAGACAUUCCAAAAGUUGAAGGAGGAUUGCAUGAAAACAGCAGAACACAUCAAGAGCCAGGCCAAGCAAACAGAAAGGAAGAUAAGAGAGGAGUUUGUGGAGCUGCAUCAAUUCCUGCGUCUGGAGGAAGUUGACCGGCUGUCUGCCCUCUCUGAGGAGGUGGAGAUGAAGACAGUUAUAAUGGCAGAGAAGAUUGAACACCUGGCCAAAAAGAUGACCUCCCUGACCAGCAACAUCAGAGAGAUAGAACAGGAUAUAGAGGCAAACGACCUUCCAUUUCUCCAGGCUUACAAGAACAACACAGCAAGGGCCAACUGUACAUUGCAGGAUCCAGAGCCUGUAUCAGGGGCAUUGAUCGAUGUGGCCCAACACCUGGGCAAUCUGAGGUUCAAGAUCUGGGAGAAGAUGCAGGAGAAGGUGCAAUACACCCCAGUGACUCUGGACCCCAACACUGCGGCCCCCUGGCUCUCUCUCUCAGACGACCUGACCAGUGUGUGCGUCAGGGGGGAGAAGCAUCACGUCCCCAACAACCCAGAGCGCUGUGACACGUGUGUUUGCGUGCUGGGGGCCGACCCCUUCAGUUCCGGCAGUCACUUUUGGGAGGUGGAGGUGGCGGGUAAGACCAGAUGGGACCUGGGGGUCCUGAGAGAGAGUGUGCGUAGGAAAGGGGUCCUGAGUGUGAACCCUGUCCACGGGUUCUGGGCCCUGUCCCUGAGGGACGGCGGCCAGUACAGCGCCUGCACCAUGCCCUGGACCCGUCUCACUCUGAAGAGGAGGCCCAGGAGGGUCAGAGUGUGUCUGGACUAUGAUGCGGGAGAGGUGACUUUCUAUGACCCCACUGACAUGUCACUCAUCUAUACAUUCAGGGACAAGUUUAAAGAGCCAUUGUUGCCCUACCUCUGUCCCUGUGUGAGUGACAGCGGCCGCAAUGCUGAGCCACUAAAGAUAUGCCCUGCCAAAGUGUCAUUGGUUCAUGAUGUUGGUGAUAAAGUUUUGUAGAUUACAAUAUGUAUGUUUUAGAGGAGACAUUGCUAAUGCAUCCAUAUGUCUCACUAUCUAUUAUUAACACAAUGGAGGUAUAUUUUCUAUAUAUAUAUUAUUUGGGUAUAUGUGAAUGGAACAAUUCU